Clupea harengus (Atlantic herring) is the source of this 1236-nucleotide messenger RNA. RefSeq names its product protein phosphatase 1, regulatory subunit 35 (gene ppp1r35). The record is from RefSeq and is a predicted model, not a curated record. Gene Ontology annotation, biological process: positive regulation of centriole elongation; positive regulation of cilium assembly; negative regulation of phosphatase activity. Gene Ontology annotation, molecular function: phosphatase binding. Gene Ontology annotation, cellular component: centriole. Lineage: Eukaryota; Metazoa; Chordata; Actinopteri; Clupeiformes; Clupeidae.
AAAUAAUGUACCAACAGUAGCAGUUCCGAAGGCGGUGAGGGUGGAGGGAAGUUCAAAUAGAAUUCCAGAUUAUAAUAAAUGUAAAAUACAGUCAAUAGAUGAAAGCAUGUUAAAUAUCUCGACACACAUUAGCGGAGUACAAUGUAAAGCUCUUUUACAUGUCAUUUAUGGAAAGACAACGUUUUGCCAGCUCUUCUUAAACGUAUGAAACGUUUGCAACAUGACUAUGCUGCAACGUCCAUUCGCUGGCUUCGGCGACCCAGACAGCCAGCCUGCCCCUCUUCCGGGUCCCACCGCGGCGUGCCACGGUACUCCACUGAGGAAAUGCCCGGAGCUGGACCUCUCCAUCACUUCCACCCCGGAGCGACCGCCUGCGGACUCCGGGAUCCUGCGCAGGAGCAAAGGUCCCAAGCAGAAAGCCAGACAGGUGCGUUUUGACGUUCGCCCCAAGCCUAAGGCCACGAGUCCACACAGAGCAUGCCCUGUGAAUGAGCUCCCUGUUGUCACGGUGAUCCAAGAGCCAAGCUGCACCCGUCCUGCAGCCAGCCAACCAGCAGUCAGUGAGAGAAAAGGGAAGAAGAAGGAAAAACGGGCGGGACAAGACAGAUGCAUCACUCCUCCAUUGGCUGAGACAGGUGAUGGACAACUCCUAGAGGGUGCACAGCUGAACUCCACUCUGCACCUGAAGGCGGCGCUGGAGAAGGUGACACUGGAGGAGUUUGACCCACAGAAGGCCAUGAAGGAGAAACUGCAAACGUCGACACACACCAAAAACCAGAUCAGUGCUAAAGCAGCAGAGGGGGUUAAUUUCCGGUAUACACAGCAGCUGUACCACGGCCUAGUCAGCGUUAGUCUGUCGCAUGAGCAGCUGGUAAGCCAGGCCCUCCGUCACAGACCACCUCUGGCUCUGCCUGUUCGUAGCCACGGCAACAAGGCACAAUCAGAGGCUCCUGAUCUGCUUGCGUUCUACAGCCCGGGAGAGUUGCUACGAGAAUCUCCACUGUUGCCAGGCAACCAAGUGCCUUUGCCACGCCCCCGACCUAAGCCCCGCCCUGCACAUGCAACCUUUGACCUUUACCAGCGACAAAGACAGUGGGAGGCUUGACCUUACUUCCUUGUGGAAGCAUUGCUUCCUACAUAUACAAUGUGUGUUUGUUUGUGCUCUGUGUGUGUAUGUAUGCUUGUCUGUGUUGUUUUUAAAUGUUAUUUAAUUAAUAAAAAAUUAUAAGAACAAAA